Messenger RNA from Loxodonta africana (African savanna elephant), 934 nucleotides. RefSeq names its product disintegrin and metalloproteinase domain-containing protein 22-like. NCBI's taxonomy places the organism in Eukaryota, Metazoa, Chordata, Mammalia, Proboscidea, Elephantidae. Gene Ontology annotation, cellular component: postsynaptic density membrane. The coding region runs from base 1 to 804 and encodes 267 amino acids. The record is from RefSeq and is a predicted model, not a curated record. The transcript has 9 exons.
AUGCAGGCUGCGGCAGCUGCGUCCGUGCCCUUCUUGCUGCUCUGCGCCCUGGGGACCUGUCCUCCGGCGCGCUGCGCCCGGGCAGACGCCUCGUUGACGGAGCUGGGGAGGAGGAACGACAACCGCUUCCUAGAGCGCCAGAGCAUCGUGCCGCUCCGGCUCAUCUACCGCUCUAGCGCCGAGGACGAAACUCGGCAGGACGUGCUGGACACCCGAGUGCGGGGCGACCCCGGCGGCCAGCAGUUGACUCACGUUGACCAAGCAGCAUUCCAGGUUGAUGCCUUUGGAACAUCAUUCAUUCUUGAUGUCGUAUUAAAUCAUGAUUUGCUGUCCUCUAACUAUGUAGAGAGACACACUGAACAUGGAGGCAAGACUGUGGAAGUUAAAGGAGGGGAACACUGCUACUACCAGGGCCGGAUCCGAGGAAACCCAGCUUCAUUUGUUGCAUUGUCAACAUGCCACGGACUUCAUGGGAUGUUCCAUGACGGGAACCACACAUACCUCAUUGAGCCAGAAGAAAAUGACACGUCUGAAGAAGAUUUCCAAUUUCAUUCAGUUUACAAAUCCAGACUGUUUGAAUUUCCUUUGGAUGACCUUCCAUCUGAAUUUCAACAAGUAAACUUCACUUCACCAAAAUUUAUUUUGAAACCAAGACCCAAAAGGAGUAAAAGGCAGCUUCGCCGAUAUCCUCGUAAUGUAGAGGAGGAAACCAAGUAUAUUGAACUGAUGAUUGUGAAUGAUCAUCUCAUGGUAGGAUUUGAUAAGUUUUUUUAUAUGAACUUGUCCAUGCAUAGGGCAGGGUGAAACUUACAGGUUCAGAAAUAUGUUUAGAAGAAACAAAGGAGCCCACCAAGUUGUAACAUGGAGAGGUAUUUGUGUAACCAAACAUUUUUUGUUACCCAGUAAACAACCUGCAAGUAAGAAACACUUUUGG